UCUAUACUAACUGCAGCAAGUAUGAAUAUAUCUAAAUAUCUAAAAUGCAAAACAAACUCAAUUUAUUCAUUCUUACGAAUACAAUUGUCAACACAAAACGCAUUGAGAAAAAGUUACGCUGAAAAAUUUUACAAUAAAAUUAUUAAUUAUUUCAUAAACAAUUUUUAGAAAAAAAAAAAUAUUUUUAUUUCUAAUAAAAAAAAAAUGGACAGCAGCAACCUAGUAAUCAACACCACUUUGGGCCCCGUCAGGGGUCAUGAGUGUAAGGGCGUUUACGAUGAUUUAUAUUAUUCAUUUGAACGCAUACCAUUUGCUGAAGUACCAGUGGGUGAGUUACGUUUUCGUCCGCCCCAACCUAAAAAACCCUGGUCGGAGAUUUUGGAUUGUACGCAAAAACCAUGUAAGCCAAUGCAAAAAAAUCCAUUUAAUAAUCAAAUAGAAGGAAGUGAAGAUUGUUUAUAUGUGAAUAUCUAUGCAAAACAGCUAAACUCUUCGAAACCUUUGCCGGUUAUAGUAUUUCUCUUUGGUGGUGCUUUUGAGAAAGGUGAUCCCAGCAGAGAUCUUCAUGGUCCCGAUUAUUUUAUGAAGAAAGAUGUGAUAUUUAUAACACUAGGCUAUCGUUUGGGUGCUUUGGGUUUUAUAUCCUUUAAAGAUCCUGAUUUGAAAAUACCCGGUAAUACAGGUCUGAAAGAUCAGCUGCUGGCCUUGAAAUGGCUAAAGGAAAAUAUUUCCCGUUUCAAUGGAAAUAUUGAAAAUAUUACACUUUUCGGAGAAAGUGCUGGUUCGGCUUCGGUGCAUUAUUUAAUGUGUUGUCCCUUAGCUAAAGGAUUAUUUCACAAAGCUAUACUAAUGUCUGGUACUUUGCUAUGUCCCUGGGCUUUUAAUCCUCUGGAUAAACUGCCACUACGCUUGGCUAAGGCUUGUGGUUAUGAGGGACCAGCUGAAGAUGAACAACAAAUUUGUGCUUAUUUACAAAAAUUACCAGCCGAAGAACUAAUGAAACCUUAUUUACUGAAUAAGGAAGAAAAUCUGAAUGAUUGUUUCUUUAACUUUGGACCCUGUAUAGAACCCUAUGUAGAUGAUAUGUGUAUUAUAAAUCAACAUCCAGAGGAUAUUGUGCACAAUUCAUGGGGUCAUGAAAUUCCAGUAUUAAUGGGCGGAACCUCUUUCGAGGGUCUGCUCAUGUUUCCACGUGUACAUAUGACACCUUAUAUUUUAACCGAAUUAGAGGAAAAUCCUCAACAUUUACUACCAUUUCCCUUAAAAAAGAAAUAUUCUCUAGAUGUGCAACAGCAAUUGGGUGCGAAAGUUAAAACUGCACAUUUUGGUGAGAAAAAAGCUGCCAUGGAAAAUGUUAUUAACUAUUGUGAUUAUGCCUCCCACAAAGUUUUCUGGCAUCCAAUUUUACGCUCACUUAAAGUUCGUAUUCUCGCUGGAAAAGCACCCACUUAUUUAUAUCGUUUUGAUUUCGAUUCACCUGACUUCAAUCAUCAACGCAUCAAAUAUUGCGGCCAACAAAUGCGUGGCGUAGCCCAUGUAGACGAUCACUCAUAUUUAUUUUAUGGUAAUUUCUCUUGGAAAUUAUCCCCAGAGACGGCUGAAUAUAAAACCAUUCAACGCUUGAUUGAUAUUUGGUCGUCGUUUGCCAUCAAUGCAAAUCCCAAUUGUGGCCAAACGAAAGAGGUAUUAAAGGAACGCAAUUGGUUGCCUGUGUGUAGUGUAGACGAUAUUAAAUGUUUGAAUAUUGGCAGGGAAUUAGAUUUGAUUGAUUUGCCGGAAUUGGAAAAGCUAAAAGUAUGGGAAAGUGUUUACAGUGUUUAUAUGUUUUCCAGUAUAAAAUAUCAAGAAAUUGCUUUACCCGUGGGUCAGCUUAGAGGCUGUGUGAGAAAAACAAUUUAUGAUGAAGAAUACUUCAAUUUUGAGGGUAUACCUUAUGGUCAGCCACCUGUAGGUGAUUUAAGAUUUAAGGCACCACUACCGGCUAAACGAUGGACUGGGGUAAGGGAUUGUUUUGAAUUUGAUGUCAGACCUAUGCAGAAGAGUUCUUUAACGGGCGAGAUAAUGGGAUCAGAAGAUUGUCUAUACUUAAAUGUUUAUGCUAAAAAGCUUAAUACCGAAAAACCUCUUCCCGUUAUGGUGUGGAUAUAUGGUGGCGGUUUUGCCACUGGCGAGGGUACAAAAAAUCUUUACAGUCCCGAUUAUUUUAUGAAAGAAGAUAUAGUACUGGUUACUUUUAAUUAUAGACUGUGUUCACUGGGUUUUCUUAGCAUCGAAGAUCCCGCCCUUCAAAUACCUGGUAAUGCUGGUUUAAAAGAUCAAAUUUUAGCCUUAAAAUGGGUUAAGCAAUAUAUUAAACAUUUCAAUGGUGAUCCAGACAACGUUACCGUAUUUGGUGUAAGUGCCGGUGGUGCUUCUACUCAUUUUUUGACUGCUACACCUCAGACCAAAGGUCUCUUGCACAAGGCUAUAUGUAUGUCGGGUUCAAUGCUAAAUAGUUGGGCUAAUACACCUCAAAAAGAUCAUGCCUAUCGUUUGGCUAAAUUUCACGGUUAUGAGGGUGAAAAUAAUGAUAUCGAUGUUGUCGAGUUUCUGAAAAAACUAGAGCCCCAGAAAUUGGUUCAACACGAUAUAUUAACUGAUCAAGAAAAACGUAAUGGUAUUAUGUUUACUUUUGGUCCUUGCAUUGAAAGUUAUGUGGGGGAGGAUUGUGUUAUACCACAAGAACCGCGUGAAAUGUUAAAAUCGGCCUGGGGUAAUGAUAUACCCAUAAUGAUAGGCGGUACCUCUAAUGAGGGCUACUUAAUGUAUCCCAAAUUAAAAAUGUUUCCACAAGCUAUGAAUGCCAUUAAUCAUGAUUUGGAAAGAAUGUUGCCCGUAGAGGUGAGGGAAGAUGAUAAAGAGCAAUCUUUAAUAAAGGCCCAACGUUUGUUAAGGAUACAUUUUGGUGACAAAACUCCCAGUAAUGAAUGUAUGGAGGAAUUUUUAGAUUUUUAUGGCUUUAAAGCUUUCUGGCAUGGUUUUCAUCGUUCUUUACUUUCACGCCUUGCCUAUGCCAAAGCUCCCACUUACCUUUAUCGUUUCGCCUUCGAUUCGCCCACUUUUAAUCAUCAUCGCAAACGUUUCUGUGGUGAUGACCUGAAAACCGGUGUGGCUCAUGCUGAUGAUGUUUCAUAUUUAUGGUAUGGUUUCUAUGCCUGGAAAUUGGAUAAAUCUAGCAAGGAAUAUAAGACCAUUGAAAGAAUGAUUGAUAUCUGCACAAGCUUCGCUAAAACUUCCAAUCCUAAUUGUGAGUCUACUAAGGAUUUAACCUGGUUACCCUUGGCUUACAAUGAGGCUAAUUUAGCUUUAAAUAUUAGCGAUGAUUUAAGUUUUGAAAUUAUACCCGAAAAGGAGAAAUUUGUUGUAUGGGAUUCAUUGUAUGAAGCAAAUAAAUUAUUUUAG
Lucilia sericata (common green bottle fly) is the source of this 3441-nucleotide messenger RNA. RefSeq lists its product as uncharacterized. The record is from RefSeq and is a predicted model, not a curated record. Bases 205 to 3441 code for a protein of 1078 amino acids. NCBI's taxonomy places the organism in Eukaryota, Metazoa, Arthropoda, Insecta, Diptera, Calliphoridae. The transcript is spliced from 9 exons.